GGCGGAGCGCCCCUUGCGUUCGGUGCCUCGGCCACAAGGGCUCGACUAGAAACGUGGUCACGUCCGGGCAAUGACUUCCGGCGGAAGGAGAAGCCGGUUCCGGGUUUUGGCCGACUUCAGGCGAGGAGUGGGUGAUGAGGACUCUAGGAGUUUGCUGAUCUGAGAAGGCCCACUUCUUGUUCAAUGGAUGAUGGCAGUUGAGCAGAUACCAAAGAAGGAUUGGUACAGCAUUCUGGGGGCAGACCCAUCUGCAAGUGUGUCAGACCUAAAACAAAAGUAUCAAAAACUCGUAUUAAUGUAUCAUCCAGAUAAACAAAGUGCAGAUGUGCCAGCAGGAACAGUGGAGGAAUGUAUACAGAAGUUCAUCGAAAUUGAUCAGGCAUGGAAAAUUCUAGGGAAUGAAGAGACAAAAAAAGAGUAUGACCUGCAGCGGCAUGAAGAGGAUCUAAGAAAUAUGGGACCAGUAGAUGCUCAAGUAUAUCUUGAAGAAAUGUAUUGGAAUGAAGGAGGAGCCAGUGAAAAUAAUCAUCUUUCCUACGAGUCCUACAUUUACUGUAACCAUGCAGAAGCAGGGCAGCCACUCAACUCAGCAACAUCCUGGGGCCAGUACCACCGCCAGACCUAUUAGAGUGCUCAUGAUGAACUAAAUGGUAAUUGAUUGUGACAUCAAUUACAAAUAAUCUCAUCAUUUUAUUGGAGUGGGCUUGUCAGAAUUCUAAUUAAGAUCCCUGUUCUGCCUUUGUACAGGCCAUAUCUUCAAUGCAUUAUACUUCAGUAAUGACCAUCAGGAACUAGAAGGACCUAUUAUAAAAUCAUCAGUUGUAAAAUUAAUGAUGGUGACCUACUGAAUAAAAGACCCUAUCUCCUAUAUUGUCCUAUGUAUUAACUGGUAAAUAACGUUAAGUUUACAUUUUUACUCAAUGUCAACCAUAAGAAUAUUUAGAACAGAACAUGUUACCUUAAAAAAAAUGCGCUCUGUGAUAUGAAACAUUUGCCCAUUAAUCUAUUCUAUAUAAACUUAAAAAAUUACUCUGCAGCAGUAAUCCUUAAAGUAGCAUUUUACAAGUUAUUUUAUAGUUUUUGUUACCCAAGAAAGUUGAAUUAUUGACCAGACCAAGAUGAUCUACUGGGAAGGAAUUUAUUUUCACUUUUCUUUUGACUUGCUGUUUAUUACUUGGGUACCUUAUGUGAAGAAAAAUACUCCUACUGGGAUAAAUAAGAAAUGACUGCAAUUUUACAAAAUAUUACAAAUUACUGCUUUUUAAAGACUUUUUUAGAGCAGUUUUAGGUUCACAGCAUGAUCAAGAGGAAGGUACAGAGAUUUCUCACCCAUCUCCUGUCUCCACGCAUGCAUAACCUUCCCCACUAUUGACAUCCCCUACCACAGUGGUGUAUAUUUGUUAUACCUGGUGAACCCACAUCAACAUCAUAAUCACCCAAGGUCCAGAGUUAACUUAGGGUUCACUCUUUGUGUCGUACAUUUUAUGGGUUUGGACAAAUGUAUGACAUGUAUCCAUCAUUAUAGUAUCAGAGAGUAUUUCCACCGCCCUAAAAACCCUGUGUGAGCUGCCUAUUAUUCAUGACUCCCCCCCCCUCCAUCCCCCAUAUUACCUUUUGGAAAAAUAAAUGUAUACAAGCAUGUAAAAUCUGAAUUUCACUUUACAUCAGAGCUUAUAUAAUUUUGGAAUGUCUUAUGUAGAAAUAUUUGUCCAAAACAAGUUAUUUUCAUUUACAUACACUUAAAUGUUAAAUCUAUUUGUAGAGAAAGAACUUAAGUUUCCUGAAAGAGUAUCAGAUGCUAUAAGAUCACUUUUUUCCCCCCACUAUUAGUGGAACUAAGUUAUAGGUUCUAGGGCCAAAAGCAAGACUAAUUCCUAUCUGUAUAAGUGGAUUUAUGUACAGUCAACCUUAUUGUUCAGGUAGAAAAAUGAAUCCAUCUCAGGUCACAGAUAAAAAAAAAAAACCAAAAGUGUAUUUGGAAAAGCCAUGUGUCAUUAACAUAGUCUCAAGUGCCACUAUGGGAGAAGCUAUAAUAUGGACAUUUUAUGUUUAAAUUUCCAUAGUUUCUCCUUAAUACGUGUUUGUUUCUGAGUUGUAAAAAAUAUGUAAUAAACCAAGAUCCAAUAUACAUUCCAUUUCUUCAUGAAGCUCUCCCCAAUCUUGCCUGCCCAUACCAAAUACUCUUGAUAGUUUAGAGCACUUACUAUAUAAAGUCUGCCUUGCCUGGGUCCCUGUAUUAUAACAUCUUAUUAACCUGCUUGGCUUUUGUGUAAGUCUAUUAUUUUAUGACCAAAUAAGCCAAUAGACCAUAAUCGUGUCGUGAUCUUAAUUCUUUACAACACCUAAGCCAAAACUGGAAGUCCGAUAUUUGGUGGUAUUUAUUAUUAAUGUAAGUAUAAAUUCUUACAAAGCACAAUCACUUUUGUAUGACUUUUGAAUUCUUCCAAAUUAGUGAAAUAAAGUGAUGAAGUGUUAUCUCUGGUAAUAAAUUCCGUUCUGUACUGGUUAAUUUUAUUAUUAACGGAAUAAAUAAUUAACCAGUACAGAACGGAAUCUGGAACAUAUUACCAGAAGCCUUUGGAAGAGUAUGACUCAGCUAUCUUGACCUAGUCCUUGAUUGCAACAGGUGGAACAUAAAGAAGGAAAUAGUAGUGCAAGCCAGUAUAUAUACAUGGCGUUCUGGUUUCUUUAAAAAAAAAAAAACCAAAACACUCAUUUGAUCCUUAAAACAAUCUGUGAAGUACUAUUAUUGAUAGUUAAUAGAAGUAGGUUCAAAUAUGGGGCAUGCUAAUUCCCAUUUAUCUGAAGCCUAUACAUUCUAAUACCCAUGCAUCCAUUUAUAGUAAAGGAAAUAUCCUCUACCUCUCAGACUUGGUGCUUGAUAGAAAGUACACAAAUCAAGGAAACAGCCUCAUCAUCAAUGGAACCUUUAAUAACAGCUUCUCUAUAAACAGGAAAACCUCUAAGUUGGAUCUUUUAAAUCAAAGCAGUCACUUUUGCUGACCUACCUGCCAACUACUCAGUGUCCAGUAAAAAAUUCAUGAUGUUGAAAUUAUUCCGCUUAUUUUUGGUAUAGAGUAAGAGUGUACACUUUAAAAAUCAAUUUUUUAGAGAUUUACUUUAUAUAGCAUAAAAAGCACUCAUUUCAAGUUUGACACUAGUUUUGGAAAUGUGCACACCUACAUAACUGCUAAUUACAAUCAAGGAUGUAGAACAUUUUCAUCAUGCCGAAAAGUUCCCUCCUAUGCCAGUCAACCUCCCAUCCCUAUACCUGGUACCAGGCACCUAGUGAGAUCUGUUACUAGAAACUAGUUUUACCUACUUCUAAAUUUAAUAUAAAUAAGAUUGUACUACACAUAUUUAUUUUGUGUCUGGCUUUUGUUCAUUUUUUUAUGAUUAAUCCAGUUGUAUAUAUCAAUCAUUCAUCCCUUUUUACUUCUAAGUAGUAUUCUAUUGUAAAUUAACAAUGUUUGCCCAUGAAUCUGUUGAUGGCUAUUUUUCUUUGCAGUUUGGGGCUGUUAAGAAUAAAGCACUCUAAACAUUAAUAUGUAAGUCCAUUUCUUUUCAGUAAAUACCAAGGGGUAAAAUUUCUAGGCCAUAAGUGUAUGCCUACCCUUAAACUUUUCCUAAAUAAUUAAAUCAUUUUACACUUGCAGCAGUAAUGUAUGAGUAUUCCUGUUGCCCCACAACCUUGGUAUUUUCCUUUUUAAAAAUUUCUGCACUUCUAGUAAACUGUUGGUGUCACAUUGUGGUUUUCAUUUGCAGUUCUCUGAUGAACAUUUUUUUCUUGUGCCUAUUAGUGUAUCUUUUGUGAAGUGUCUAUUAAAAUAUUUUUCCUUAUUUUUAAAAUGGGUUGUUUUCUUACUCAUUUUAAGAAUCCUUUAUCUUGAGUAUAAGUCCUGUGACAGGUAUUACAAAUAUUUCCUCCUAGUCUGGGUCUUUUUAAUUUUUUUGCCAUUUCCAAUGUAUUGUAAAGCUAUACAUUCCAAUGUAUUGUAAAGUGUUUUCUAAGUUCUGUAUAUUCACUUGGUUCUUUUGAUAUUUACCAUUUCUUUCCUCAUUAUGUUCAUCCUUGAGAUCCUUGAAAAUAUUUAGAUUUGGUGUUUUAAAGCAUGUGUCUGUUAAUUCCAUUACUUCUGUUAUUUCUGGAUCUAUUUAAUUGAUUUUUCUUCUGGCUAUGGAUUACACUUUCUUAUUUUUUCACAUAUCUUGUAGUUUGUGACUGAGCUGGACAUUGACUUGUUGAGUGGAUUCUGUUUUUUUUACAGCAGGUUGAAUGUUGAAGAGGUCUGCUUGUUUUGGGGGAGGCAGAUAAGUUAGCUGUGGAUCAGCUUAUUCCUUUCAAGCCUUGUUUUUAAAGCUUGUCAGGUUGGGUGUAUCUCACACUGUACUCUUAGGGCUACUUUAGGCGUACUACUAAGUAAGGCAUGAUAUUCAGGGAUCUCUACUGAAUGUGCAGGAUAUUCAGUAAGAUCUGUCCACUCUGGCUGGUCAGAACUCCAGUGGCUCUUAGCCCUGUGUGAGCUCUGGGAAUUGCUCAGCUCCCCACUCAUUCUUUGCUCGGUCUCUACGUUUCAUUGUAAGCAGGCACAAUUUAGUAUUCAGCUCAAAAGCCAAGAGAACACCUAAGGAGAUUUAUGGUGAUCAUUCGGUAGCUCUGUUUUCCCAAGUAGUCUGAUCCAUAAGUUCCAACCACUUAAACUUCCCCCUAUACCAAUCUGUCUCUUCAACUCAGCAAAACCACUAUGCUUUGGCUUGAAUUUUACUUCAGUACCUUGUGAAACACCUGACUCGCAGCAGGAGUCGGGGCAAGUAUAGGGCUUGCCUUGUCUACCCUCUUUUUAGGGAUCUGUCCCAUACUUCCUGCUAUGCAUUCUCUGAGAACAGCUGUUUUACAUUUUUGUCCAAUUUUCUAGUUCUUUAUGGCAGGAUGGCAAGUUCAGCAUCAGUUACAUCAUCAUUACUAGAAACAAAUGUUCAAAUUAUCUAAUUUUUAAAGUCUUUAUUAUUUUUCUUAGCAUACCUCAUAACAAUAUGAAGAGAAUCCUUAUGGUAAAAACUGAAAGUUUUUGAUGUAAGGUAAAGUGUGCCUUUGGCAUCUCUCUUCACCUUGAGUCCCUUUCAGUUGCAUCCCCUGCAUGUUUUUGUUCUACCCUUUAUCAAAAUCUCUAGAAAAGAUCUGCCAAACUCAGCAUGCAAUUAUGUAUAAAUAAGGAAUUUCACUAUGGUAUUGCUUGUAUCUCAAAAUUGGCAAAAGUAUAAAUAUUCCUCAGUAGGUGCAGAUCAAAUAAAAUAUGGUUCAUUUAUAUAAUAGUAGACAGCUGGUUAAAAAAAACUAGUAGAUUUACAUGAAUACCAUCAGUGAAAAAAAUAAGUUACAUGGCAAUAUGUAUAAAUGUUUAAAAGAAAUCCACAAAAACAUAUAUUUCAAAAUUUACAUUUUUAUGAACAGUAUAUACUACUUAGAUAAUUUAAAAAUGGAUAUAAACCUCAACUAACCAUGCAGUUAUGUCCCGAUUAACCCAUCAUAAGUUGAAAAUGCAGUUGACCCUUGAACACAGGGGUUGGGGUGCUGAUCCCCUACCGUCCCACGCCAAGUCGAAAAUUCCCGUAUAACUUCUGCCUCCCCCAAAACUUAACUAUUAAUAAUCUGUUGACAGGAAGCCUUACUGAGGACAUAAACAGUCGAUUAACACGUAUUUUAUAUGUAUUAUAUACAUAUUCUUAAAUAAGUUAGAGAAAAAAUAUUCAGAAAAAUCAUAAUGAUGAGAAAAUACAUUCACAGUACUAUAGUAUAAAAAUUCCACAUGUACAUGGACUCACGCAGUUCAAACCCCUGAUGCUCAUGGGUCGACUGUAUUUUAAGUCAAAAAUGCAUUUGAUAUACCUAACCAACUGGCCAUCAUAGCUUAGCCUAGCCCACAUUAAAUGUGCUUACAACACUCAUAUUAGCCUACACUUGAGCAAAAUCAUCUAACACAAGCCUAUUUUACAAUAAAGUGUAGAAUAUCUCAAGUAAUUUAUUGAAUACUGAAAGAAAGUGAAAAACAGAAUGGCUAUAUGGGUACAGGAUGGUUGGUUGUAAAUGGUCACAUUACCCUCUUGAUGGCAUGGGUGACCGGAAGCUGUAGCUCACUUGCUGCUUCCCAGCAACAUGAGAGUAUCAUACUGCAUAUCAGCCCGGGAAAAGAUCAAAAUUCAAAUUCUGAAGUACAGUUUCUACUGAAUAUGUAUAGCUUUUGUAGCACAAUAAAGUCAAAAAAAUCUUAAGUCAAACCAUAAGUACACACACACACACACGUUAUCUUAAUGUGGCUGUCCUUUUCAAGUGAUACUUGUACUUUUUUUAAAAAAGAACAUGGUCCAUCACAAUACAGGCUAGGAAGAGCUUUGUUGAAUUAAUUUUUUUUUUUUUUAAUCUUUGCUAGUGUGGAAAGAGAAAGAUCUAACUUCCAAUCUAGAUAGAAGGUUUGCUUUUUUGUAUAGUGUAAGUAAAUGACUGCAGUUAGCAGUAUUGUCACCAGAUCUCUGGAUAACUAAAAUAUUUGUCUAGCUAAGAACUCAUUUCUUUAAAUAAACAUAAAGUAAACAUUUUGGGUAUGGGUCUGAAAUUCAAAACCUGACCUUUCUGGUACAGACUGAGGCAAAAAAACAGAACCAAAAUUUCCUUUCUUACUCAAAAUGCAGUUAUUGUCUCUGGGAUUAAACUACUGAUUAUCACUGAAUUGAAAAUUCAAACCAGAGGGAAAAAAUUCUAUAGCAAUAUUAUAGUAUUAAUAGAUUAAAUGGUAGUUUAAAAUGUAGACUCCAAUAAACUGAUUUGUAAUAAAUGUUUGCAAAUUACAAAAAAUGGAAAUCCCUAAUUCUAUGCCUUUGUUCGUUACUUCUCAUAACCGAAACUUUAAAUGGUUAGAUUACUUUUCCUUUUCAUACCUUUGUCAAUCUGUUAUGCCAAACUUGAAUGAAUCUGUGAAACUGAGUAAGAAUAUAUGAAUAUGUUUAUAGUGAAUACCACAUAGGAAUUUUUACUUUGGCUCUAAUGUGAAUUUUCCCAGGGUCUCAGGACUUACUCUAAGGGCUAAAUUUUAAAGCAUUAAAAGAA
This is a messenger RNA of Mirounga angustirostris (Northern elephant seal), 7102 nucleotides long. It is a transcript of the gene DNAJC24, whose product is annotated as DnaJ heat shock protein family (Hsp40) member C24. Gene Ontology annotation, molecular function: ferrous iron binding; ATPase activator activity. Bases 188 to 628 code for a protein of 146 amino acids. Lineage: Eukaryota; Metazoa; Chordata; Mammalia; Carnivora; Phocidae. Gene Ontology annotation, biological process: positive regulation of ATP-dependent activity. The transcript is spliced from 6 exons. The record is from RefSeq and is a predicted model, not a curated record.